AUGAGCUGGAGUUUCCUGACUCGUCUGCUGGAAGAAAUCCACAACCACUCCACGUCUGUGGGCAAGAUCUGGCUCACCAUCCUCGUUGUUUUCCGCAUUGUGCUGACGGCUGUAGGAGGAGAGUCCAUCUACUAUGAUGAUGGCAAGUUCGUCUGUAACACGGGUCAACCGGGCUGUGAGAACGUCUGCUACAACGCCUUCGCUCCGCUAUCGCACGUCCGCUUCUGGGUCUUCCAAAUCAUCCUGGUGGCCACGCCUUCACUCCUGUACCUGGGCUACGCGGUCAACAAGAUUGCUCGGGCAGAGGAGCGGGCUGGCAGUGGGGGAGUUAGUGGAUCAUCACGGAGGAAACCCCAGAAGCUUAACCUUGGGGGAAGAAUGCAGCACAGAGGUAUUGAAGAGGCUGAGGACAACCAAGAGGAAGACCCGAUGAUCUAUGAAAUGACAGAGGUGGUGAGCGAUGCUGCAGCAAAAGGAGACAGUGGCGAAGAACAAGUAAAGGUCAAGGCGCGGCAUGUUGGUCGCCAGCGUAUCAAAGAAGAUGGGCUAAUGUGUAUUUACGUGUUUCAGCUCUUGGCCAGCGCUUUGCUGGAGGUUGCCUUCCUGUGCGGUCAGUACUUCCUGUAUGGAUUUGAAGUACCUCCGACCUACAUGUGCUCUAAACUUCCCUGCCCUCACAGUGUGGACUGCUUUGUGUCUCGCCCCACUGAGAAAACUAUCUUUCUCCUCGUCAUGUAUGUCGUCUCCAUGCUCUGUCUGGCUCUCAAAUUAUGGGAGAUGCUUUACUUGGGCAUCGGCACCAUCUGUGAGAUUGUACGCACCCGCCAGGUGCAGCUCCCCGAUGGAGAGUUGUACGGACUGUCACAUGACCAUGGAGCUAUGAAAGAGGCCGGAUUGGGCGGAAGGGAUUAUCACAGCUACCCUUAUUCUUGGAAUGCAUCAACAGAUCAACCAGGGUACAACAUUGCAAUUAAGCCUUCUAUGGUAUCUACAAAGAACCACGACAAACCACUGCUCAUCACCGACAUGGCUAAUGCUAAGAUGGCAUGCCGACAGAACCACGUAAACAAUGCCCAAGAGGAGCUUCAGCACUUCUCCAGAAAUGAAGAUGACUUGGGCAGAGAGGGGAUGGAGGAUGCCUCCAGAUGUGUCAUCAGUCCAGCUCAGAAAAAGCUGGAGGCCGAGUGUCCGGCCUACCAGCACCUUCAGAGCCACAAUGAUAAUAACCACAGCAUUCCUCACCGCGAUCGUAAACACCAGCAGGUCCACAAACACACCUCCAGCAAGGCAGAGGCAGACAGUGGCAGCAGCAUCAGCAUCAACAGUAGUAACAGCAAAUACGGAGUGGUGAAGGGUUCCCUGUUUAUCUGA
Molecule: messenger RNA, 1371 nt
Organism: Limanda limanda (common dab)
Lineage: Eukaryota; Metazoa; Chordata; Actinopteri; Pleuronectiformes; Pleuronectidae
Product: gap junction gamma-1 protein-like
Exons: 1
Coding region: 1-1371 (456 amino acids)
Biological process (GO): cell communication
Cellular component (GO): connexin complex
Source: RefSeq, a predicted model, not a curated record